AUGAAGAGGCUGUUGGAGAAAGAGGGCAUAACACAGAAGGAUUUCGAUUUGAUCGACACUACUCAGAAAUGUGACGCGAAUACACUGAUCACAAUUAUUGUGCGAAUUCGGCAACUUCGAAAGACAGCGAGAGGUGUGAGCAUCAAAUGCGCUGGAGCAGUCGUUGGCAAAGUUGGCGAAAGUUCCCAGGCUCUGCGUAAUCAGGUACAGUGCAUCUGGUUCUGCCAGCACCAGGCCCGAGUUAUCAGAAUGGUCUUGGACUUUUGCUACAAGGAUGCAGAAUUAAGCAAAAUGCUAGCGUCUUCACGGAUGCAACUUUCUGAGGAACAAUUGCUUCUCCGUUUUUCAUAUCCGCAUGCUCACAACAGUGAACCUUUGCUAGUCUUGGGAGAGAUUGUCAGGCUGUACGCAAAUUCAACGGGUUUGGGACCUGAGAUAGCGUACUUCAACAUGUUACUAGUCAAAAAGAAGAUCUCUCUAUCAAACCUCUGGAUGCACAUUCACUUUUGCGACCAGAAGCGAUUGAAGUCUGGUUCUACCUCUACAGAACGACUUAUGACAAAACUUAUCAAGAAUGACGUUGGAAUGCCUUUGAAGCGAAUUAAGAAUUAUGCGCGGGUGCGAAAUGGUUACCAGUGAAGAGUGUCAAGAAAAUCCCUGUUACAUACAGCUGCAAAUGCUGGAUCCAAGCAAAGAAAAUGCCGGCGAAAGCAAUGGAGCAAGUCUCAAGAUGCCGGUAAGAUAAUAUUUUUGCUGCAGAGAACAGCAGCUCGCAACAGGAGAAGGACGCGGAAGACUUCGUAGGAUUUUCUAUUUUUGGAUUUGUUAUUUUCUUUCAUCUAGUUAUCAAUGUUACUUGUUUCAUCUGAUUAUCAAAGUUGCUUUCUUUCAUAUAAUUAUCAGCUUACAUCCUAAUCAGAAGAUUCCGGUGUUAUAUCUGCCUUUCAGUUAGAUCUGUUGUACAUUAACGAAUCAUUUUCACUGUUGUCUUUUUUUUUAUUUGCUCACUUCAAUAGCGAGGACUUCUGUCAUUCUUGCAUCUCCGUUCACACAAUCAUCUUCACGCAUCGCAUUCAAACAGAUAUUUGUGUUUAUAUCUUUACCAAUGUUUCAUUUCUAAUUUCUUCUUUUCUCUUUUCUGCCACACUCAUUGUAGGUCCUAUUGCUAUCUGACUGAAU
Messenger RNA from Cylicocyclus nassatus, 1179 nucleotides. NCBI's taxonomy places the organism in Eukaryota, Metazoa, Nematoda, Chromadorea, Rhabditida, Strongylidae. The record is from the annotation of a GenBank genome assembly.